Molecule: messenger RNA, 886 nt
Organism: Micromonas pusilla CCMP1545
Lineage: Eukaryota; Viridiplantae; Chlorophyta; Mamiellophyceae; Mamiellales; Mamiellaceae
Exons: 2
Coding region: 7-828 (273 amino acids)
Source: RefSeq, a predicted model, not a curated record
CGCGCCAUGGCCGCCGCCGCGGCACGCGUCGCCCCGAGGGUAUCCACUCCCACCCCCGCCGCGCCUCGCGUCUCGCGCGCGAGCGCCCGCGCCGCGACCGCGCGCGCGCUGCCGCAGCACGUCUCCGUCGCGUUCGCUCCCGAGUACGGCGACGCGAAGUUCGAUCAGAUGACGCGCGACGCGUUCAACUCGGGGGAGGAAUUCGUCGCGGACGUGGAACAAGCGCGGACGCUGUGGGACGACGACUGGGACGUCGUCGACGUCCGCGCGGAGCAAGAGAUCGAAUUCUUCGGUCAGUUCCCGAACCCGCCGCCCGGGACGAUCGGCGGCGUGUUCGAGACCGUCGUCGUAUCCGGGCCGCACAAGGUGCGCGCGAUCGAGCUGAUACGGUCCACCGGAUAUCGCUUCGACGCGUCCGCGGGCGCGAAGGUGUUCGCGAAUAAGACGCUGAACCCAAACUUCGCGACGGACGUACAAAAUGCGUUUCCUGAUAAAGAAAACGCGAAGAUCAUCGUGUGCUGCAGCGACGGUCGCCAGCGCGCGGUCGCCGCGCUGGAAGCCCUGGACGACGCGGGGUACAAGCACCUCGUGUUGCUCAAAGGCGGGUUCAACUUGUACAACCGGCACUGGACGAAAAAACUCAACCGCCGGACGCCGAACGGGUCGUUCCGCACCAACUUGAGCGCGCCGGGGGACAUCCAGGGCUGCGGCGCGAACCCGGAGGCGGGGAACGCGAACGACGCGAUUCAGUUCGGGCCGUGGGUGGACGAGACGGACUGGAAGACCGCGCUCGGGGCGGCGUGUUCGGACGCGUGCCAGACGGCGUGAACUUUUUUGCUUUUUGUUCUGUUGUAAUCCAUCCAUGCCAUCGAGUUGACGUCUUACU